Styela clava is the source of this 2485-nucleotide messenger RNA. Its product is annotated as S-phase kinase-associated protein 2-like. The record is from RefSeq and is a predicted model, not a curated record. Lineage: Eukaryota; Metazoa; Chordata; Ascidiacea; Stolidobranchia; Styelidae. Gene Ontology annotation, molecular function: protein binding.
UCAGACUUCCUCAGACAAGCAGUUUAAUAACCUGGUAACGGUUCUACAUUUGAUAACCCAUUGUUACAUCACUGACGACUCUGAUCUGAGCGACAAGGCUUCUAUUUCAGUCUACUCUAGCUUUAGUUAGUCUAGCUUAAACUAGCCUACAAUAUGCUUUCAUCCUAACCAGGAAAAUGAGAAAGAUGAAAUAUCAACAGUGAUAACUUGAUUGUUAGGAUGUGUUUCUUUUUUGAUUGGUUUAAAAAUAAUACCGGUAACUUAUUUUCGGGGAGACAGUCCAGUUUGCUGGCAAGAAGUUACCAUUCAUAUAGACUAGAUGUGGUGGUAGCUACACACGCGCUUUUGGUGCACAGACAAUCGAUUGCGUUGUUCUUUGAUUUCUCGAGUUGCAAGAGUCAAAGCAUGGUGUUGUAGACUACCCAGGAUUCAAAACCUACCUAUAGUAUUUACUACAACUAGUUUACUCUUAUUUUUUAUAUGGACAAUGCGUUUGUAUUUGUGAACUAGGAGAAUUGAAGGGUAUCUGGGUGCUGGGAGUAACAGCAGCUUACGUUUCCACAGUGUCAAAUAACCGUUUGGUCCAUACGUAAAAAUAUGUCAUUAUCAACGAUCCUCGGUUAGAACUUUUUAAAAACAUAACAUAAUUUAACAUAUCUAAUAUCUGGCUAAUGGAAGUAGACGAAAUAAGCGACUCCACGAAUAAUUUGUGCAUCCUAGAGGCCGAUAAGGAAAAAGAAUUGUUAUAUGAUGAUUUGGGAAUCAUUGGUGAAAUAUCAUAUGAUGAAGAGCUGGAUGACACAAAUGAACGAAGUGAAGAAUUUCUGUUACGAACGCCGAAAACUAAGCGUCCUACACACGAUGUCAUAUUGAAAUGUCGAACUCCGGAAAAACCCCGACGAAAUUGGAGAUUCAACAGAAACCCCACUGCUUAUUUUUCUAACGAAAAACCAUUCACUUGUGGUCUUCGGAAAUCCCCAUAUUCAAAAUCAUCGUCUAGUAGAGAUAUUUCAAUCCUCUCCCUUCCGUAUGAAAUCGUACUCUACAUAUUUAGAAUGCUGAAUAUUUCGUCUCUGGGUAGAUGCUUACAAGUAUGUAGAUUAUGGAAUAAUAUUGCGAAUGACAAAUGCCUGUGGAAAAAGUUGAACCUAAAAAAGCGUACGAUGAACAUAUUGGAUCUGCAAAAUCUUCUGAGAAAUCAGGCUGUUGCAAUAUCACUUAAUUCUGCCACCAUCUCCAACGAUCGUCGCAAUAACUCAUGGCUGAUAAACAACUCCUAUUACCACGGAAAUAACACUACUCCUGUAUACACACCAGUUCGUGAUGAAGGGUCCAGUCCAAUGCGUGAUCCAUUUUCUCGUGUGUAUUACUACGAAGUUCAACAUCUUGAUUUUACAAACGCAAACAUCAGUCCGACCACACUUUGUCUCAUCUUGACACGUUGUAAAAGUCUGGUGAAUUUGAGUUUGGAAAAUUUGAUCAGUAAUCAUCAUGUUCUCGGAUGCAUAUCGAACUGUUUAUUCCUGACUCGUCUAAAUCUGACACUAUGUAAAGAAGUCACUAUUUCAGGUGUGAUCGAAAUACUGUUGGCAUGCAAUCGGCUCACUGAACUCAACCUCUCUUGGUCAUCGAUUUGUCGAUACCCACCAGAAGAGCUUGUGUCAAGACUUCCUCCAACAAUUACUCACCUGAAUCUUGGAGGUUUCCGAAAUACAAUGCAGGACGGUCACGUAGCUGAAAUAGUAGCAAGAUGCAGACGACUCCAAGAUCUUGAUGUCAGCGAUUCAAAUCACCUGACUUCUACAGCGGUGGAUAUGCUAAUUCACGGGUUAUCAGACACGUUAAAAGGAGUUAAUAUGAGUCGAUGUUAUUCUGUGGCUCCAGAUAGUUUAUUACGAUUUGUGAACAUGCCGAAUCUGCAAUACCUAGAUGUCUUCGGUAUAAUGGAUGACGCAUCGGUGAGUGCAUUGUCUGACGCACUACCUCAUGUCAACGUCAGUAUGAGACCUUUCAGCGCUAUUGCAAGACCAACACCCAGCAUGGUUAUUCAGGGGUCGGUUUCAAAUUCGUCUAUUUGGGAAGAAUAUGUGAAACUAUGAAGAGCCUUGUUUCUGGACAUAUUGGAUAUACCAUAAAUCUCAUUUAUUCAGGUUCCAGGUAAUUUAUUGUCGAUGAAGAAUGGUGCGUUAGUGACACAAUGUGUGGUUAUCAAGAGUACACUCAAUUGCACAAAAUAUAAUAUCAGUUGAUUUCAUACUUUGAAGUAUCACUGUCAAUAUUUGAGAUGUUACACAUCAUUGAAAUUUCUAGAUUGCAAUCUAUCGGAAAUUGUUUUGCGAUGACCUAUGUUUUUCUGCAAAAUUUCAAUGUUGCUUUAAAAAACCUUGUUUCUCUAAGUCAAAGUAAAUUGUAUGUUUUUUAGUUUCGAAGUUUCUUUUUGUAUAUAGAACAAAAAAUUCUUUAAAUAGAUUAAAUAUAUAAAGAA